Messenger RNA from Pochonia chlamydosporia 170, 468 nucleotides. RefSeq names its product monothiol glutaredoxin-5 precursor. NCBI's taxonomy places the organism in Eukaryota, Fungi, Ascomycota, Sordariomycetes, Hypocreales, Clavicipitaceae. Bases 1 to 468 code for a protein of 155 amino acids. The record is from RefSeq and is a predicted model, not a curated record. The transcript is spliced from 2 exons.
AUGUUUUCCCGAAGCGUUGCAUCCAAUAUCUUGCGGCAGGCCUCUCGCCCAGCUGUCCGAGCGCCCGUCUCCUUCCGAGCUCCCAUCUCGCCGCUAACGCCCUUCCAAAUCCGUCUCCUGUCCGACACAACUCGCUCUGCCAUCGACAAGGCCGUCGCUUCGGCCCCUGUUGUGCUGUUCAUGAAGGGAACUCCCGAGAUGCCCCAGUGCGGCUUCUCCGCCACUGUCAUCAAGAUCCUCGGCAUGCAGGGCGUCAACCCGGAAAAGUUUGCCGCCUUUAACGUCCUCGAGGACUCGGAGCUUCGCGAGGGUAUCAAGGAGUAUUCUGACUGGCCGACUAUCCCCCAGCUGUACGUGGACAAGGAGUUUGUCGGCGGCUGUGAUAUCCUGAGGACGAUGCAUACAAAUGGCGAGUUGGCCAAGUUUUUCGAGGAUAAGGAGGUCCUGGUCUUGGAGGGCGAUGCCUAG